GAUGGAUGAAGAUGUCCAACGAUAACUGAUUAAUACAUAACUCUUAUAACUAAAAGGUCAAUGGAAGUGACCAUCUAGAAAAAAAAGCGUUAACAUGUCAUCAUUAGGCUUAGGAUUUGACAAAUUAUCUUCUGAACAUGUUUCUCUAUCAUCAUCAUCAUCCGCAUCAGUAUCAGAAUCAGCAUCUUUAUCAUCCCCACCAAAUUCAACGACAACAUUGAUAUUAAACUUAACCAAUUUAACGUUAACCGCAAGUGACCUACUCGAUAAGAUUAAUUUAACUUUCUCCGAUCUGGUUGAUAUUGCCUAUGGCAUAAAAGUGCUCGAACCAAGUGUAAAUCUAUCAUCAAUAUUACCUUGUUGGACAUCAUCUUCCUCUACACCAUCAUCAUCAUCAUCAUCAUCAUCCUCAUCCUCAUUAUCGUCUUCCUUUUCUACUUCAUCUUCUUUAGCCUUGAAUAAUCAAUUUCGUCCAAUUUCAAAUGUAUCUUCGAUCAAUUAUCUUCCACCCGAACUGGACAAUUGUGCAUCAGUGAUUUACAAUUUUUCUUCUUAUUUGAUGGACAAUGAGUUAAAUCUAAUAAAUUAUAAUAAUAUUGCAAAUAGAAUUGAUAAUCCACCAUCAAUAUCAACACCACCUCUUGUCCAUCACCAUCAUCAUUCAGUUGAGGGUGAUAAUAGUUCCCUUUGGCCUAAAGAUGAUACUAUCAAAUCAGAUAAAGUUUACUGGGCUUUAUGUCUUGUUUUACUCCCAUUUCUUGCCGUUUUUGGUAACAUUCUGGUCAUUCUUGCUGUUUACAAGGAGAAAUCCCUUCAAACUGUGACCAAUUAUUUUAUCGUUAGUCUUGCAUUUGCUGAUCUUCUUGUUGCUGGAGUUGUUAUGCCUUUUGCUGUCUAUUAUUUGAUUAAUGUUGAUUGGGAAUUAAGUGAAACCCUUUGUGAUUUAUGGGUGGCUGUUGAUGUUACCUGUAGUACAGCUUCAAUCCUUAAUCUGGUUGCAAUUAGUAUCGACAGGUUCAUUGCUGUAACUCGACCAAUUAAAUAUGCUAAACAUAAAAGUAACACCAGAGUCUCGUUGACCAUUGCAAUUGUUUGGAUUGUAUCGGCGGCCAUUGGUUCACCGAUCGUUUUUGGCCUCAACACUUCACCCGAACGUAAACCUGAACUUUGUAUUUUCUACAAUUCAGAUUUUAUCAUCUUCUCAUCUUUAGGAUCUUUUUAUAUUCCAUGUGUUCUCAUGGUUUUCCUUUAUUAUAAAAUAUUCAAAGCGAUUCACGAUCGAGCCAAAAAGUCCAUAGGUAAUAAUAAGAAUAAGCCAAUUAGUUCAACGGAUUCAUCGCACACGGUGUUGGUCAUUGAGAAUAAAAGUGAAACCGCUAAGCUUAAAGAACGAACUGGUUUCCUUGGAAGGAAACGAACCAAUAGUUCAAAUAAUUCAUCUUUCAUGUCGACCAAUCAAUCAGUUAGUAGUUGUGGUGGUGGUACAAUAGGACCAGUUUUAUGUAACAAUUUAGCGACUUCUCAACAAUUACAUCACCAUCACUCUCAGCAAAUCGGUAAUUCUGGUGUUGAACGGAAAUCACCGUUACCCAAAAUUAUGGAAACUGAAAGUUUAACCAAUAAUGGUAGUGGAUCUAUUGAAGAUGAUGAUGAUGAUGAUCGGGAAUUGGAUAUAACUGGAUGUUCGGGUGGUGUAUCGGGUUCACUUGAGUGUCACAUAAUUGCCAAUAAACAGACUGUUCUUAAUGAUGAUUCUUAUGUAAAGAAAAAUGUUCAAAAUUUAUCCUUUCAUUCAGAUUCUCAACAGAAUGAGGUUGAUGAUGAUGACGAUGAUGAGGAAGAAGAUGAUGAUGAUGAUUAUCGUGGUCCAUCUUCCUGUGAUUUGGAAAAUACUGGAACAUUAAAACACAGGAAUUAUCAUGGGAACGCUGAUUCAGGUUAUGGACCUUCAGCUUUCGAGGAGACUCCUUUUUGUGUUUACAAUCCAACAGCUGAGACACUUUCGUCUCAACCAUCAUCACCGACAAUCAUCAAGAAUAAGAUAAUAACAAGCACAGAAAUAGUUGAAGGUGGAGGUGGCAGUUUUGGUGCUAUUGGUACUUCCUCGUCAUCUUCCGGUGGAUGCGGUGAAAGUCAGGAGUUAAAUAACAACAAUGAUGAGCCAAACAUUGAUAGUAAAAGUAACAAGAAAAAUAGUAGAUUCAAUAAAUUGCUAAAUCGAAGUGGCCAAUUAAACGAAAACGGGUUAACAGUAAAACAGGGUCAACCACAACACCAACAGCAAAUGCAUCAACAACAACAACAGCAACAACAACCAGUUAAGAAGCGAUCACGUUUCAAUUUGGGGCGAAAACACAAAACGAGUGCUAAGCGUCGGGAAAAAGCUUCAGCUAAACGGGAAAGAAAAGCAACCAAAACACUGGCCAUUGUUCUAGGUGUUUUCCUAAUUUGUUGGGCACCAUUUUUUACGUGUAAUAUAAUUGACGCUGUUUGUAUAAAAUUAAAAGCCGAUGAUGAUUGUAAACCCGGUAUGAAUGCCUUCCUGUUGACAACUUGGCUUGGUUACAUGAAUUCUUGUGUUAAUCCAGUCAUUUACACCAUAUUUAAUCCUGAAUUUCGUAAAGCAUUUAAAAAGAUUAUCAAAUCAACCUUCUCACUAAGGUGACAAUGGAUAUGGUCUUAUUAUUGUCCAAUGACCAAGAGUAAUCACAUCAACGUAAUCCAAUAGCCUUUGAUGAGUAUCAAUGGUCAACAUCUUGAAUCGCAACGAUUUCCAAUCAAUCCUGGAAGAGAAAGAAAUAAGAUUAUUAUUUAAGCUAUUAAUUGUUUCUGAUUUAUAAGAAAAAUAUAUAUAUAAUAUAAUAUAUACGUGUUUACAAUUUAAAUUAGUGAUAUAAAAUAACUUACAAUCUCACUACCAUCAAAAAGUUAUUCAAUGAUAUUGCAAUUGAAUUUAAUCACCAGUUUUUUUUAUCCAUUACUGUUGACAAUUAAUCAAUUAAACAGUGGGUAUAAUCAAGUGGUUAUGCAGAUAAUAAUACCCUGUAAAUUAAUUGAAAAUCUUAAAUAUUUCAAGUAAAUAAACAAAAAUAUUGGUUAACCUUUUAA
Messenger RNA from Panonychus citri (citrus red mite), 3108 nucleotides. It is a transcript of the gene Dop2R, whose product is annotated as dopamine D2-like receptor. The record is from RefSeq and is a predicted model, not a curated record. Gene Ontology annotation, biological process: adenylate cyclase-activating adrenergic receptor signaling pathway. Gene Ontology annotation, molecular function: G protein-coupled receptor activity; dopamine neurotransmitter receptor activity, coupled via Gi/Go. Lineage: Eukaryota; Metazoa; Arthropoda; Arachnida; Trombidiformes; Tetranychidae. Gene Ontology annotation, cellular component: membrane. The coding region runs from base 95 to 2665 and encodes 856 amino acids. The transcript is spliced from 4 exons.